UUGGCGGUCUGAGCAGGCGGAAGCGAGCAUGGCGGCCGCCGGGGCUGCGGCUACGGAACUAGAGGUGGCCCGGGGCAAGCGCGCCGCCCUCUUCUUCGCUGCGGUGGCCAUCUUUCUGGGACUGCCGCUCUGGUGGAAGACCACGGAGACGUACCGGGCCCCGUUGCCUUAUUCCCAGAUCAGUGGGCUGAAUGCCCUGCAGCUCCGGCUCAUGGUGCCAGUCACUGUCGUGUUUACCCGGGAGUCAGUGCCCCUGGACGACCAGGAGAAGCUGCCCUUCACCGUUGUGCAUGAGCGAGAGAUCCCUUUGAAAUACAAAAUGAAAAUCAAAUGCCGUUUCCAGAAGGCCUAUCGGAGAGCUGUGGACCACGAGGAGGAGGCCCUGUCACUGGACAGUGUGCAAGAGGCAGAAGCUAUGUUAGCUGAGACUGAGAAGCAAGCAGAGGGCUCCCUGACUGUGUACGUGAUCUCUGAACACUCCUCACUUCUUCCUCAGGACAUGAUGAGCUACAUUGGGCCUGAAAGAACAGCGGUCGUGCGUGGGAUAAUGCAUCGGGAGGCUUUUAACAUCAUUGGCCGCCGCAUAAUCCAGGUAGCCCAGGCCAUGUCUUUGACUGAGGAUGUACUUGCUGCUGCUCUCGCUGACCACCUCCCAGAGGACAAGUGGAGCUCUGAUAAGAGGCGGCCUCUCAAGUCCAGCUUGGGCUAUGAGAUCACCUUUAGUUUACUCAACCCGGACCCCAAAUCCCAUGAUGUUCACUGGGACAUUGAAGGGGCUGUCCAGCACUACGUGCAGCCCUUCCUGAAUGCCCUCAGUGCUGCUGGUAACUUCUCUGUGGACUCCCAGAUCCUUUAUUAUGCAGUGUUGGGAGUAAAUCCCCGUUUUGACCCAGCCUCAUCCAGCUACUACUUGGCCAUGCAUAGCCUCCCCCAUGUCAUCAAUCCAGUGGAGUCCCGGUUGGGAUCCAGUGCUGCCUCCCUGUACCCUGUGCUCAACUUUCUGCUGUACGUGCCUGAGCUUGCCCAUUCCCCUCUAUACAUUCAGGACAAGGAUGGGGUUCCAGUGGCCACCAAUGCCUUCCAUAGUCCUCGCUGGGGUGGUAUUAUGGUAUACAAUGUUGACCCCAAAGGUUAUAAUGCCUCGGAGCUGCCAGUGAGAGUCGAGGUGGACAUGGUGCGAGUGAUGGAGGUGUUCCUGGCUCAGUUGCGGCUGCUCUUUGGGAUUGCUCAGCCCCAGGUGCCUUCAAAAUGCCUUCUUUCAGGGCCUAGGAGUAAAGGGUUAAUGACCUGGGAGCUAGACCGGCUGCUCUGGGCUCGGUCAGUGGAGAACCUGGCCACAGCCACUACCACCCUCACCUCCCUGGCCCAGCUUCUGGGCAAGAUCAGCAACAUUGUCAUCAAGGAUGAUGUGGCAUCUGAGGUAUAUAGGGCUGUUGCUGCAGUCCAGAAGGCAGCAGAGGAGUUGGCCUCUGGGCAUCUGUCAUCUGCCUUCAUUGCCAGCCAGGAAGCAGUGACAUCCUCUGAACGUGCCUUUUUUGACCCCUCACUCCUCCACCUCCUUUAUUUCCCUGAUGACCAGAAAUUUGCCAUCUAUAUCCCACUCUUCCUGCCUAUGGCUGUGCCUAUCCUCCUGUCACUGGUCAAGAUCUUCCUGGAGACGCGCAAGUCCUGGAAAAAGCCUGAGAAGAUAGACUGAGGGUGGGGGCAACCUCUCAGUAGGAAAUCUACCUUUCUGGCCAAGGUGGGAGGUGUUAUUGAGACACACAUAAGCAAGGCCUGCUGGGAUUGACUUAUUUGUCACCAGUCUUUGUUGGCUCUCCAAUAACCAAAGGACAACAUUGUAAGAUGAGUUCAUCUUUCCUUCCCAUUCCGCUGGCUCUGGUUCUCCACCAUCACUCCCAGGAGCCUCAGAAGACACCAUCAUCUGGGUCUUGAAAUCUGGCUUGAACUUGAAGGCACCUGCAUAUCUCCCUGUGGUCUGUCUCUUACCAUAGCAUGCUCCUGAACUGAGAAGGAGCACUGGGAGAAAGCCCUGGGUUGGAUUGUAGCUCCCUGCCCUUCCUUGCUUCUCUCUGAGCCCAGGAACAGGCCACCUCUGGAACAUUCUUCCUUACUCCCCUCCCUCCUGGCUGGCUUCACCUGUUGGGUAUAACCUGAGACUGGGAGGCAGCAGCUCAGACCUGGUGCUGUGUGUGUGGCAGAGAUUCCCUUCACCCUGUCAGAGAGCAGUGUAGUAUGAUGGGGAAGGUUCCCGACUUGGAAUCCAACAGAUCUGAAUUUAAACCCUUGCUUUUGCACAUAACUGACUGGGGAGCUUUGGAUAAGCCACUUAUCCCCGAGCGUUAGUUUUUCAUUUGUUUAAUGGCACUGAUAAUAUCUCCUUCAUAAGGUGGUUGUGAGCAUCAAAUGUGAUAAGUAGGUGAAAGCGGCAUGCUAGGCUCUUUUUAAAAAUAUGUAUAUUAGGCUCUUAAUAAAUACUGGUUGAAUAU
Molecule: messenger RNA, 2489 nt
Organism: Castor canadensis (American beaver)
Lineage: Eukaryota; Metazoa; Chordata; Mammalia; Rodentia; Castoridae
Gene: Pigs
Product: phosphatidylinositol glycan anchor biosynthesis class S
Biological process (GO): attachment of GPI anchor to protein
Cellular component (GO): GPI-anchor transamidase complex
Source: RefSeq, a predicted model, not a curated record